Molecule: messenger RNA, 1293 nt
Organism: Naegleria fowleri
Lineage: Eukaryota; Heterolobosea; Eutetramitea; Acrasida; Naegleriidae
Exons: 5
Coding region: 1-1293 (430 amino acids)
Source: RefSeq, a predicted model, not a curated record
AUGCCUUCUUCCACCCUCUACACCCUCGACUAUGAAAACAAACAAGAAGUUUCCGGUGGAUUGUUGCUUGGCCCUAAAAUUUAUGAGGCUGGAUCAUUCCGAAAACAAACACAUCAUGAUCCACCAAAUAUGUUCGAGGAUCAUUCAAAUUCAAAUAUUCAACCUUGCAAAAAGAUUGUGAUAGAGAACAUUAAAAUUGUAAAAGUCAUUUCGGGCAGAAUACAUACUCACAUCAUCACGGACCUCGGAAGAGUAUAUUCUUGUGGGCUAAAUUCCUCAGGUUGUUUAGGAUGUGGAUUUGAUGGUGAUAUUGAAUUAGAUGACAACGUUGGCAUCACAGCACAUAAAAAACGUGGACUUGUCGCUACAGUUGGUCCAAUGACAAAUCAUGUUGUGAUAGAUGGUAGUUGUGGAGGCUAUCAUUCAAUAUUUGUAACACAAGACAACAUUGUUUAUGUGUGUGGAAAAAAUAGUUCACAUCAAUGUGGAUUUUCUGAUCUGGACAGCAUUCCCACACCAAAAGCUUUGAGUGGUAGUUAUUUCAACAAUUCAAAAAUUCUUUCAGUUGCUGGUGGCAAUUCUAACUCAAUAUUCGUUACAGAAAAUGGUGUGUAUGCCUGUGGAAGUGAUAGUAAUGGCAGUUGUGCUGGCUAUCGAUCUCAUUAUCCAGUUCUUAUUACAAGUUUUCCUGUGAACGAAAUACCUCUAAUUGCCAAAUGUGGAUAUGACAACACUUCAGUAUUGUGUGCCAGUGGGGCUGUUUAUGGAUGGGGUUGUAAUAGUUCAGGGCAGAUGCCUGAAGCGCCUUUACAAGGCGGUCAUGAAAAUAGUCCCAAAGUACGAAGAGUAUUCUGUGAAGAUCCUGUUCAAGAAAUAACGUGUGGAUAUUUCUGUGCAGCAGUGAAAACAAAAUCUACGUGGCUUCUUACGCCUGGUGCACAUGGUGUUGAUAUAGCGCCGAUUGAAAGUAUUUUCGACCACAAGGACUCCAUUAUUGCAAUGUGUGCAGGUGACUACGUUGUAUUUGUUACGAAUCAGCCAAACACAAACUCUUCAAUAGGAAGAGUCUUCAUGCGACAUCGUUACUCUGCAAAACAAGUGGAUGAAUAUACUGGCGAAUUUGAACUGCCUCACCCCAAUGCAAAAGUGGAAAUUAGUGCUUUACGAAAUGGCUUUAUCAUAUACUUUCCGGAUACCAAAUCAAUUGACAAGGCAUUCCUAUUCAUGAAGAAUUUACUCACACCACAUGAAAAUCAAAAUUACAUUUCAGACGUGACAAUUAUAACGAACUAG